Molecule: messenger RNA, 2145 nt
Organism: Dentiscutata heterogama
Lineage: Eukaryota; Fungi; Glomeromycota; Glomeromycetes; Diversisporales; Gigasporaceae
Source: the annotation of a GenBank genome assembly
AUGUCUGAUCAUGAUCAACAACAGUUACAUUCACUUGUUCUAUCUGCCGAGUUGAAUUCAGAGAACGAAAAUGUUGAACAACUCGGACCGAUUAUAAAAUCCAUUUAUGACACUGAACGACAAGAAGCUUUCCUUGAGCAAUUAGCUACAUUCGUGAGAAAGAAAGAAGGCGAGAUCGAACGGAUGUGUAAUAGUAAUUAUCAGGAAUUCGUACACUCCGUAGAUCAAUUGUUAAAAGUUAGACAAGGAACAGUUAAUUUGAAAAAUAAAAUCAUUGAUCUGAAUUAUGAUGUUCAAAAAUCUGGAAAAAAAGUUGCUGCAAAGAAAAAGGAACUUAUCCAAACGCGUAAAACUCAGAAAAAUAUUGAUGAAGCAGUGGAUACUUUACAACUAUGUUUACAUGUCCUUGAUAUGGCCAAUCGAGUUAAUCAUUUAGUUGAAGAGAGAAAAUAUUAUUCUGCUUUGAGAGUUUUAGAGGAAUUACAAACUGUGCAUUUACGAAAAGUUAUUCAAUAUGAAUUUGCUAAACAUAUGCAUGAAUCUAUACCUGUCAUGCAAAACAGUGUCAAAGAUGCCGUCACUAAAGAGAUGAAAGAAUGGCUAUUUCGUGUUCGGCAAGUGACGCGACAAGUUGGUAAAAUAGCUAUGGAGCAAAUGAGUUUGCGUCAAAAGCGAUGGAAGGCGAAAGUUUCACAAAAUCCUGAUUUACGUUCCGUUCCCGUCAGUUCUCCUAUAGAAAUUGUAAUGAAUGAAGAAAACGAAUUUAACAUUAUAAAUAAUGACGAGGUACAGAUAGAUUUUAAGCCAUUGUAUCAAUGCUUACAUAUUCAUGAAGAACUUGGGAAGCUUAGUGAAUUCAAAACAAAUUAUGAAGAUGAUAGAAGGGCCCAAGCAAAUUUGGUUCUUUCACAGUCUUAUACACUAAGAGAUAGUAAUGAAAAAGGUUUUGAGGCUUUCCUUCAAGAUGUUGUGGGGUUCUUUGUCAUUGAGCAGAUUAUCGUGCAGUCAACACAAAAUUUUCGAUCACGGGCGGAAGUGGAUAGUUUAUGGAAUACAGUAAUAGCAAAAGUUGUUAAAAUUGUAGCUGAAAGUUUAGAUGAUUGUCGCGACCCUGAAUUGUUUAAGCAAAUCAAGUUUAGCUUAUUUACAUUCAUUCAAACGUUAGAAGAUUAUGGAUAUAAUGUUAAUACCUUUACAGAUUUAGUUUUGAUCAUUUUCCAGAAGUAUUCAGAUAUGUUGAAACACAAAUUUUCUGUUGAUUUUCAUCAAACAAUUAUUGAUGAUGAUUAUAUGCCAAUGCAAGUCUCUUUUCGUGAAGAAUAUGAUGCCGUCGUUGAUGCAUGUUGGUUUAAAGAAGAUAAUCGUAUUAGUCAAGGAUUUCCGAAAACACUUCCAUUCUCUCAAGCAUAUCCAUCUUGUUGUUUGGAUAUUAAGAAUUUUGUGAAUCAAUAUUAUCAAUUUGCGGAGGAAGAUUCGAAGAAGUACAGCUAUGUUGAUGAUAUAGUUCAACAGACUCUUGAUCAUCUUCUUAUAGAUCAUGUGGAUGGUGCAUUACGAGGAAAAUUACAAAGCACUAAUAUGUCACAAAUUGUCCAAAUUAUAAUUAACCUCGAAUAUUUUGAAAGUGCCUGUGGUGAGCUCGAAAAAUUGCUGAAAGCUAAAAGAUCUUCACACCGAGGAGGAAAAAUUAAAUUGUAUGCAAUAGAUGAAUUUAGGGAGACACGUAAGAAGGCUGAAAAACGUAUAUUUGAAUUAGUCAAUUCCAAGAUCGAUGACUUUUUGGAAAUAGCGGAUUUAAUUUUGAAUCCGGAUGUCAAAAAAAUCAAUUCCAAUGCUAUAAUUAAUUUUGAUUUGGAUGUCACUUUUUUGGAAAAUUUUGCUCGUGGGCUUGAUGAUCCGAAUAUUGCUGAUGCAUUUUUAGAAUUAAGACAGAUUGUCACAUUACUUCAGGCAGAAAACGCAGAGGAGUAUCUAGAUCCUUCUUUACGAAAUAGAAAAUAUUCUCGUCUCAGACCAGCAGAUGUGGUUAAUUUAUUUGAAAAAUGGUUAAGAGAUCAGGCAGUAAUUAACAUGGACUCAGAAGAACGAGCAAGAAAACGAGCGAUGGAAGGUGUUGUACGUUCUUUACGAUUGUCUUCAUCGUAA